AUUUUGAUUACCGAGAAAGAAAAGUGAUUUAGGCGGUUGGCGAGGGGAUGUGUGCGAGGUGCGGAAUAUGCAGAUUCCUGUAAAAGGAAAAGGAUAAUUGAUGUGCACGGUGGUUUAUCGGGUCGUUAAACCCUCUUAUAUUGUAAAACCCUAAUUCACACAUCAUAUGUUAAUGUAUUCUAAGGUACAUUCAUCGAACGGAACUGCUGUCGAAAUUGAGCUUCCGGCCACUGCCGCUGUAGAAACAGAGCAGACGGUGGAAGCGCAAGCGGCGCCAAAGAAGGAGGCGGAGCCAGUAGCUGAUCAUUCAACAUGUACGGGUUUUGCUCCGGCUACGACGAUACAUGAGAAGGUACAUUCACCAAUGGCUUCUAAGAUACAUUCAGGGAACGGAACCGCAGCCGGAUCCCCUGAAACCGAGAUUCCCGCCACCGCCGUGGAAGUGGCCCCGGAGAAGGAGGUGAAACCAACAGCUGAUCGCCCAGCUCCGGCUGCGGAAACGACAGUUCCUAAGAAGGAAGAUUGCCUGUUUCGUGUUAUAGUGCCCGCGCUUAAAGCUAAGAGUAUAACUGGACGGAAUGGAAAUCUCAUCAAGAAGAUGUGCGAAGAGACUAAAGCUCACAUUAUUGUAUUGGAAGGACCUGUUUGGCAUCCUGAUCGCAUUGUAGAAAUAUCUGGCAAGGAAGAAAUAGAGGCACCCUUGUCGCCUGCAAUGGAUGCUGUGAUAAGAGUAUUCAAAUGUGUUAAUGGAUUUCCAGAAAAUGAGAGUGAUGGUGUAGCAUCCAUUCCAUUUUCCUCAAUUCGACUACUGUUAACAUCAAUGCAAGCCACGAGUCUGAUUGGGAAUCAAGGAUCCUCAGUCAAUACAAUACAACAGAACAUAGGUUGUUCUGUUCGUAUCCUACCUAGUGAUGAAAUAUCAACAUUAUCCACCAACUCAGCUGAUAGAGUUGUCGAUUUAAAGGGAGAAGGUCUCAAGGUUCUGCAAGCUUUAGAAGCUGUUCUCAAACACCUGCACAUGCUUUUGGUUGAUCAUAGCAUCUCUCCUCUCUUUAUAGCUACCCACAAUGCCACAUCCACAUUAGAAAAACAUCAAGUGCUGACUCAGGUCACUCAAAGGAUAGCGAUAUCAAUACGUAAAGUGGUAGAUAUCAUUGGCAUUGGAGGGAUGAAUAUUGCAAAUAUUGGUCUUAGGAGUGGUGCAAUUCUUACAGUUCAGGAGAGAAAAGGUUUACACAAGGAAAUUGCAGUUGUAAUAAAAGGGACCCACUCACAAGUUAAGACUGCUGGACAACUUUUACAUAUUCAGAUCAAGACUGUAAAGGACCGAGAUAGACCAGCAGUCCUCAACAAGCGGAAUUUUCACCCGCAAGUCGGAAUCACAAGCGCUACUAAAACACCCGUGAAAGUGGAACCACAGAAAGAAGUACCACCAGAGUUGCCUCAAGUACAACCUGCAACUCACCAAUUGCUGCCACCAGGUAAGGAAUCAAAACAAAAUAUGGUUCGAUGGAAUGUAAACAUAGUUAAAACAUUUCUUGAUGCCUGUAUUCACGAGAUCACCAUCAAUGGCUGGGAAAAUGGUGGUUUAAAAGCAGUGUCAUGGAAGAAAGUUGGGGAGAUGCUUAAAGAUAGACAUAACUUUUCUGUUGAUUAUAUACAAAUGAUUAAUUAUUUUUAUGGUCUCAAGAGGAAGUACACAGCAUGGGUAUCACUAAAAAACAAAACCCCCAACAUUUAUGAUCCGUCCACUAACACGUUUAAUUUGACGGACAAAGAAUGGGAGACUGAAAUCAAGAAAAACAAAUGCAUAGAAACAUUGAGAAAGGCUCCCUUACGGUUUCCGGAUCUUUGUGCACAACUUUUUGACAGUGCUACCUUUUUUCAAACCGGCCCAUCAGGUGAACCUCAAGCAGCGGUGCCUCUCAUUCCACCAUCAUCCGGAUCCGAAACAUCACCGCUGUUAGCCGCUACUGAAAUACCACAGGAAGAAGGGAUGGCGUGUAACUCUUUGGUUAAAGUACCACCAGAGUUGCCUCAAGUACAACCUGCAAGUGAACUCAAGGCAGUAGAGGUACCACCAGAAUUGCCUCACGUACAACUUGCAACUGCACUUGAGUCAAUAGAGACUAAAGCCGUGGGGCCCGUGGUGCCUGUUUGUACUGGUGAUUCGAAUGUGGUUGAGGAGGUAAUGGAGAUGGAACCCCAAGUCACUGCCACCCAAUCAGGUGUGGAAAGUAUCGAGGAACCAAAACGAAUUAGGGUUAGUUGGGAAAACAUAAAUGUAGUUAAAACAUUUCUUGAUUCAUGUAUUCAUGAGAUCACCAUCAAUGGCCAAGAAAAUGGUAGUUUAAAAGCAAUGUCAUGGAAGAAAGUUGGGGAGAUGCUUAAAGAUAGACAUAACUUUCCUGUUGAUAGUAAACAAAUGAAAAACUAUUUUGAUGGCCUCAAGACCAAGUACAGAGCUUGGGUAUCACUAAAAAACAAAAACAAAUAUGAUCCUUCCACCAACACGUUUCAUUUGACAGACAAGGAAUGGGAGAUUGAAAUCAAGAAAAAUAAAUGCAUAGAAGCAUUGAGGAAUGCACCCCUACCAUUUCCAGAUCUUUGUGCACAACUUUUUGGAUCCACGGGCAUUAGAAGCUGGGGACUGGGUUUUGCCAAACAUAAACCAGAGACCAACAUCCAAAAGGACACCAUGUCUUUAGCAUCGCCAUCCUCAUCCAUUAUUAUUAAAAACAAACAAAAAGAUUCACAGUUUUCUUCAUCUGGGCUUCCGUGUUUUGGGGCUUCUUCAACUUCACCUUCGAUUUGGAAUACGACUACUGAGGUUAGUUGGCCUUUUUCUACAAGCUGCUUUGGAUCAUCAUCACCAACUACAAUGAAUACUGCUACUAAGACUCUGUCACUCCCUGCAUUUGGUGUAACACCUUCAUCUAGUACUAGUACUACAACUGCUACUCCUGCAUUUGGUGUAACAUCUUCUUCAUCUAUUACUACAAAUGCUACUGGAUCUGUUACUCAAUUCGCAAACCCUACUACUACUGGAACAUCAAGUUCCUUUUUGGUAUCUAAAACUGUAGCUGCUGCUACCCCACAAUCUACAGCUGCUUCAUCUUUGUGUGGUAUGCAAAGUAUCAAGGAAUCAAAUCAAAAUAAGCGUCACUGCAACAAUGCUAGAAGCUCAUCAGUCCUGCCUUUACCCGGUAAAGAACUGAUAGUUAAAGUACCACCAGAAUUGCCUAAAGUACAACCUGCAAGUGUAGUGGCAAUAGAGACUAAAAGGAGGAUGUCGGUUUUUGAAGAAGAAAUAUUGAGUGUCUUGAAGAUGAUAGCCCAUAACAUCAACAACAAACCAGAACCUCCUCCAAAACCAACAUUUGAAGAUUGUGAAAAGAAGUUGAAUGAGCUUGGGUGGCCCAAAGAUGAUCCGUUGCACCUAGUUGCACUCACCAUUUUUUGUGACGAAAAAGAGAACUAUAGGGAAAUUAUGGAUGAAAUUAAACCCGGAGAGGUGUGCUAA
This is a messenger RNA of Lactuca saligna, 3523 nucleotides long. The record is from the annotation of a GenBank genome assembly. Lineage: Eukaryota; Viridiplantae; Streptophyta; Magnoliopsida; Asterales; Asteraceae.